Messenger RNA from Elaeis guineensis (African oil palm), 1331 nucleotides. Its product is annotated as heavy metal-associated isoprenylated plant protein 23. The record is from RefSeq and is a predicted model, not a curated record. Gene Ontology annotation, molecular function: metal ion binding. NCBI's taxonomy places the organism in Eukaryota, Viridiplantae, Streptophyta, Magnoliopsida, Arecales, Arecaceae.
UGGAAAGGGGGAGAGAAGGCUCGGUAUGAGAGAGUGGGAGCGGGGUGAGGAAAGGCAUCCAGGAAGUUUCCUGCACCUUCCACCAGCAAAUAUCCAGCCACCCACAUUAGCUUCAUUAUGGUCUAUAAAUUCUCAGCUUCACUUCAUAUCUCUUCUCAUAACUAGUAACAUAGCCCUUUUUUGUUGUAGUUCAGCUCUUCAUUGGAUCCGUUUUAGUUUGACCACAGAUUAAGGAAGCCGUUAAGACAAGUCUUUUUUUGCAUCUCCUUCUCCGUGCCGAUCACAUCAAUUUGAGUGGUUGCCUCUGUUCAUCAGGUCCAUUUCAAGAAAAAGCUGCCUGUGGUCCUUUCCCGGGACCUUUCUGUGGUCUCUCAUAGUAAAGGAUUCGAACAUCUCUUAUAUCUUUCCAUACCAAAAUCCAUAAAUCCUCGGCAGAUCUUGGAGCUAUUUCCUGCAUAGCUCUCUCCUUCCUCUACUAGUGCUUUUUCUCAGCAUAUCUUUAAGACGUUUUGAACCACGAUGGGAGGCACCUUGGAGUACUUUUCUGGCUUGCUGGGCAGUGGUCACAAACACAAGAAGAAGAAGCAGUUGCAGACUGUGGAGCUCAAGGUCAGGAUGGACUGCGAGGGCUGUGAACUUAAGGUCAAGAAAGCCCUUUCCUCCAUGAAAGGAGUUCAAUCAGUAGACAUAAACAGGAAGCAGCACAAGGUGACUGUGGUUGGCUAUGUUGAACCGAAUAAGGUCUUAAAGAAGGCUCAGUCCACAGGGAAGAAGGCUGAGAUCUGGCCUUAUGUUCCUUAUAACUUGGUCACCCAUCCUUAUGCUGCAGGGGCCUAUGACAAGAAGGCUCCUCCAGGCUAUGUUAGGAAUGUGGAGUCUGUUGCAAUAUCAUCCAGCCAAGCCAGCAAACAGGAUGACCAGAUCACCAACAUGUUCAGUGAUGACAAUCCAAACUCCUGCUCUAUCAUGUAAAGAGAUCAUAUAUGUCUAAGCUCCUGCUAUUCUAGAUCAUAUUAGAGAAGAAACGAGGGAAAGAAGUUCGACAGAUGAUAUCUUAUAUACAUAUAUAUAUAUGUAGUUUGUUCUUUUAAUUGAAUUAUGGAGGCUUGGAAGAGAGUUGCAGCUUUAGGAGCAGGGGAAGGGGUUUCUGCCUGUUGUCUCUCUUUAGUACUUUCUUAAAAGAGUUUGUUAUAGUUAAAUGUAUCUAUGCUACUAUUCAAUAUAGAACAUAGACAAGUCUCUGUUGGGUCCAGUAGGAAAUGAGGUGUGGGUUGUUAGAUGACAGCUAUGUAUUACCUAAUGAGAUCAUCUGUCCUUGAGCAAUGUGGUUG